AUGCAGGUUAUGAGAACAAUUUUAACAGUAGUGCGCGUAAAUGACAUCUUGAUUGUAGACUAUCAACGACUAUCAGCGACUAUCAACAUGGUCUGCGCUAAAUGCGAGAAGAAGCAGACAAAGGUAGCUGCACCUGAUCCUUUCCGUAAUAAAUCGUUAGGUGCGUCAGCUUCAACGAGCAAACAAACGGACGAACGCAACGAUCUGGGGAAGAACAAACUGCUAUCUAAGAAUAGGUAUCUUCCAUACGCUGCCAAAACUGGUGGAUCGAAAUGUAAAGUUUGUAAGCAAACGACGGCGAGACCAGACGCGAAAUACUGCCAAAAUUGCGCAUAUAAACGAGGAAAAUGUAGCGUAUGUGGCGUAAAGCAAAUGUGA
This is a messenger RNA of Wallemia mellicola CBS 633.66, 378 nucleotides long. RefSeq lists its product as hypothetical. The record is from RefSeq and is a predicted model, not a curated record. Gene Ontology annotation, biological process: cytoplasmic microtubule organization. The coding region runs from base 1 to 378 and encodes 125 amino acids. Gene Ontology annotation, molecular function: microtubule binding. The transcript has 4 exons. NCBI's taxonomy places the organism in Eukaryota, Fungi, Basidiomycota, Wallemiomycetes, Wallemiales, Wallemiaceae.